AUGGCGACCACAUCGAUGGACUAUGAAGCGACCGGUGAGCGCUACGACGAUGAUGGCCCUCGCUACGACCGCGACCGUAGUGCGUCGCCUCGCCGCGAUGAUGGUCACGACUCGCGUCGCCGGUCCAUGUCUCCCAACGGCAAAGACCGUGCUCCUGGCAAGAGUGAUAGCGGCAACCAAGAUGACGACGGCGCCACCAACCCCGGCUCCAACCUUUUUGUUACUGGCAUUCACCCUCGCCUGGAAGAGGCGGAGAUUUCUCGUCUCUUUGAGAAAUACGGCGAGGUCGAGAAGUGCCAGAUCAUGAAGGACCCCCACACGGGCGAAUCGCGUGGCUUCGGCUUCGUCAAGAUGGUCACCUCGGAAAUGGCCGACGCAGCCAUCGAGGGCUUGCGCGGCGAGGUCAUCGAGGGCCGCACCCUUAACAUUGAGAAGGCACGCCGUGCUCGUCCCCGCACGCCUACUCCGGGCAAGUACUUUGGCCCUCCUAAGCGUGAUCCUCGUGGUCGUUUCGAUGACCGUCGUCGUGGUGGCGGCGGCUAUGGCGGUGGCUAUGGUCGUGAUGAUUCCUACCGUGGCGGCGCGCGUGGCUAUGGCGGCCGUGAUGACCGCGGCUACGACCGUAGCUAUGGUGGCGGACGCGACUACGACCGCGGCUAUGGUGGCGGACGCGACUACCGUGAAGACCGUGGCUACAGCCGUGAGUAUCGCGAUGAUCGUGGAUAUGAUCGUCGUGAGCGUGGCGGCGACGAGCCCUAUGCUGGUCGCGUUGAUCGCUAUGGCGGCGGCGGCCGUGAGGACCGUGAUCGCUAUGCAGGCGGCCGUGGUGGUCCCGAUGACCGCCGUGGUCCCAGCUACGACCGCGAGCGCUACGACCGUCCCACCGACCGUGACUCGCGCCCUCGUGACGCUGCUCCCAGCGCUGCUGGUGGCUAUGCCGACGCCCCUCCCCGCGGUGACCGUGAGCCCUAUGGUAACUCGCUCUCUUGCCUGUGUCCUCCCUAG
Messenger RNA from Parathielavia appendiculata, 1005 nucleotides. Its product is annotated as RNA-binding domain-containing protein. Gene Ontology annotation, molecular function: RNA binding. The record is from RefSeq and is a predicted model, not a curated record. Gene Ontology annotation, biological process: positive regulation of mRNA splicing, via spliceosome. Gene Ontology annotation, cellular component: spliceosomal complex. The transcript is spliced from 4 exons. Bases 1 to 1005 code for a protein of 334 amino acids. NCBI's taxonomy places the organism in Eukaryota, Fungi, Ascomycota, Sordariomycetes, Sordariales, Chaetomiaceae.